AUGUCAUCAGAGAAGAGUGAGGAGUCGAAGGGCAAAGAAGUGCUCACCAGGGAGCCUUCAGUAGGCCAUGGCGAACUAGGUGUCGCGGACGAUCAAGAAGUCUCCGACUUUUACGGCAAUUCCGUUAGCGAUGCAUAUCGUUUGAAGUCAGAGUUGGUAGCACAUCAUUUGGCUGAAAUUGGGAUGGGAAGGCAAGUUUUGUUCCAAUGGUACCUCUUCAUAGUGAAUGGCUUCGGCUGGGUCGUCGACAAUUUCUGGAGUCAAGGAAUUACCGCCGUCAGGCCACCGGUUGCGAACGAGUUCACCGACAUCACGUAUCUCAGCUUCAGUUCCGUCGCUUACUACGUGGGACUGAUUAUCGGCGCAUCUUUCUGGGGCAUCACCGCGGACCUGAUCGGCCGAAAGCCCGCUUUCAAUGCCACGAUUCUGAUCGGUGGAAUUUUUGCCUGCGCCGUGGCCGGGUCACAAAAUUUUGUAACGUUCUGCUCACUUUGGGCUGUAAUUGGCACAGCUGCCGGUGGAAAUGUCCCUGUGGACAGUAUUAUAUUCUUGGAGUUCAUCCCGCAAGAACGGCAGUGGAUGUUGACGAGCCUUUCGGCUUGGUGGAACCUGGGGCAAGUUAUUGUCUCGCUGUUAGCAUGGGUAUUCCUCGCGAACUACGCUUGCGAGAGCUCCGAGGCACCCUGCUCUGCGCGAUCCAACAUGGGCUGGCGCUAUGUCAUGAUUACCCUCGGCGCUCUAGCCAUCGCCUUUGCCCUCAUUCGAAUUUUCAUCUUCAAAAUGCCCGAGUCCCCCCGGUACCUUCUUUCCAGAGGACGCGACGCUGAGGCAGUAGAGGCGGUGAACUACGUCGCUCGAUACAACGGGAAGCCCGAAACAUUGACCUUGGAUAUGCUCAAAGCCAUUGAUGAAGCCCAACAGGCGUCUCCCACACAAGUUGAACAGACCGAACAUGUUGCAGCUGGAGAAACAAAAGCACCGCUUUCCUAUAAACAGAUCAUCACUGAGAACUUCAAAGAUUACAGCAGUCAUAGCUACCGCAAGCUCUUCGCGAGUCGCAAAAUGGCUCGGCACAGCUCGGUGAUUUUCUUGAUCUGGCUGACCAUCGGGGUGGCGUACCCGCUGUACUUCGCUUUCAUCACAUCGUAUCUCGAGACGAAAACGACAUACUCCGUCAACAGCUCGCUCAAUCAUACUUAUAUGGUCUACUGCAUUGUAUCUAUUGUUGGUGUUGUUGGGCCGAUCGCAGCCGGCUUCUCCGUCGAGACACGUUUGGGCCGUCGUUGGAUGAUGGCUAUAUCAGCUGUCCUGACUGGCGUUUUCCUGUUUGCGUACACAAGCGUUGGAACCGAGGCGGCGGAUAUCGGAUUCCAGUGUGCCACUGCCAUACUUGGUAACUUCGGUGAGUUGACCCACUCAAUCUUGAACAUACCCUCCUGGCAAAACUACAAACUAAACGUGGUCUUCACAGAAUACGCGAUCAUGUUCGCAUUCACGCCAGAGUCGUUCCCAGGACCGGUUCGAGGAACUGGGACGGGAAUUGCUGCAACGCUGCUACGAGUUGGUGGAUUGGUAGCGUCUUUUAUUUCAACUUACGCCGGAUACUCCACGGUUCCUAUUUAUGCAAGCGCUGCGCUUUGGAUUGUGGCUGGAUUCUUUUGUCUGGGCCUGCCAUUCGAGACUCAUGGUCAUGCCUCCAUCUGA
This is a messenger RNA of Diaporthe amygdali, 1704 nucleotides long. RefSeq lists its product as uncharacterized. Bases 1 to 1704 code for a protein of 567 amino acids. NCBI's taxonomy places the organism in Eukaryota, Fungi, Ascomycota, Sordariomycetes, Diaporthales, Diaporthaceae. The record is from RefSeq and is a predicted model, not a curated record. Gene Ontology annotation, biological process: transmembrane transport. Gene Ontology annotation, molecular function: transmembrane transporter activity. The transcript has 3 exons.